Talaromyces stipitatus ATCC 10500 is the source of this 1437-nucleotide messenger RNA. RefSeq lists its product as uncharacterized. The record is from RefSeq and is a predicted model, not a curated record. NCBI's taxonomy places the organism in Eukaryota, Fungi, Ascomycota, Eurotiomycetes, Eurotiales, Trichocomaceae. The transcript is spliced from 4 exons. Bases 1 to 1437 code for a protein of 478 amino acids.
AUGUCUGACAGCUCCGGCAAGCUACCGUUUCUACGGCUCAACAACCCCUUUAUACAAAACUUGAUUGUGUCAGCAUGUCUUUUCUGCAAUCCAGGUCUCUAUCUAGCACUCCUGGGAGCCGGCGGUGGCCGAGCUUCAUCGAUUACGAUGGCUAACACAAGCAAUGGAGUGCUCUAUGGAGUAUUCGUAUUUUCCGCUCUCCUUGCUGGAACAAUUCUCAACACUGUCGGUCCGCGCCUUACAAUGAUGUUCGGUAUCACAGGAUACCCAAUCUACAUCGGUGCUAUGUGGUAUUUUGACGCUUUUGGCCAUCUGUGGUUCCCCGUCUUUGCCGGUGCGUAUCUAGGUCUAACUGCAGGAUGUCUCUGGUCAACCGCGGCUUACACGUCGAAUGCUUAUGCCGAGGAGAAGGAUAAGGGCGUCUGGAGGGCCAUCCAGUGGACAUCAAACGUUUCAGGGGCUGCUGUCGGUGCCUGUGUCGCCCUUGGUGUCAGUUGGAACUCUAAUACUCUUGGAGUACCGCACUCUGUCUACAUUGUUUUCAUUGUCAUCCAAAGCAUAUCCAUGGGCUUGGCUUUGCUCUUGCUGCCUGCCGAAAAAUUGAGGCGUCCAGAUGGAACGGCACUAGCGGCGUUUAAACACAUGUCGCCUAUGGACUCAUUAAAGAUUACCUUAAGCCUGUUCAAAGACUGGAGGAUUCUCUUCAUGAUUCCAACAUUCUUUACUCCAGAGAUGUUCUUCCCUUUCCAGGCCUCCAUGAACGCUUACGUCUUCAACCUCCGAACCAGGACACUGAACAGUCUGCUCAACAACCUUAUCCAGAUUCCUGUUACUUUGUUCAUGGGUUUCCUGCUCGAUACAGAGAGACUGGGAAGUCGGCGGAAGCGAGCUUUCAUGGGGAUUACCUUUGACGCCGUCUGGAUCACUGGCACGUAUACUGCUCAGACUGUCUGGUUGGCUUCAUGGAAGUUCGAUCGGUCUGUGGAAGGCCCAGCCAUUGACUGCACUGACUCAGCAUAUGCUGGUGCUGUUGUGAUUUACAUGUUCUUUGCCGCCCAAUACGGCAUCUUCCAAAACGUGGUGCUCUAUGUUGUUGGUACUUUGACCAAUGAUCCACGAAAACUCGCUGCAAUGGGAGGUUUCUUCGUUGCCUGGCUGAGUGCCGGCACCGCUGUAUCAUUUGGUGUAGAUGCAACUGCACAACCAUACGAGAACGAAAACGCAGCAUACUUUGCUCUCACCACUCUCUGCUGGCCAAUCCUGUACUUUAUUACAUGGAAGUGCACGACUGACACGAACUACAUGAAAGAAGACACCGUCAUUGUUCCGAUCCAUGUCCGGAAAGAGAUUGGUUUGGACGGCGUCGAAGACACUGUGGAUGUAGGUGAAAACAAAGGCGUGGACGACUCUGGGGAAAAGGGGAUCAAGGCAAUGUAA